Messenger RNA from Tribolium castaneum (red flour beetle), 2242 nucleotides. RefSeq names its product Ionotropic receptor 40a (gene Ir40a). Bases 100 to 2142 code for a protein of 680 amino acids. The transcript has 11 exons. The record is from RefSeq and is a predicted model, not a curated record. Gene Ontology annotation, molecular function: ligand-gated monoatomic ion channel activity. Gene Ontology annotation, cellular component: membrane. NCBI's taxonomy places the organism in Eukaryota, Metazoa, Arthropoda, Insecta, Coleoptera, Tenebrionidae.
AAACCACUUCUUCUCACUGUUCUCAUCUUCUCACACAGUUAUUGCGCAUUUAUCCCAAAACACCACAAUUUCGCAAUCACACAUUAUGGAAUCGAAGAAAUGCGACGAGACCACGGAGGCGACCUUGUCAGUGCCUCCUUUGACAUCGUCGCCGGUUUCCUCUUUGAAGAAAUUUGCAUAUGUUUCGACAAAAACACAAAUAUUAACUUUUUGCAGCACCUUUUAGUCCGUUUCGUGAGCAACAACAUCGCCAUCAAACUAUUCAAUAUCACAACGGUUGAAGUCCAAGACAAAUAUUUCGCGUUUUUGAACUACCAAGUCACCAAUCAUCUCGGAGCGAAUACAAUAUUUUUCUCUUCGCACAAAUUUUACGAGCACGUUUUACUCGAGAUAAAUGAACGCGAUUUCAUCCGCCGUAACUUGAUCUAUAUUUUCAACUGGGGCCGGCGGCCCUUUAGCCGCUACUUCGUCCGCAAUAUAAUAAAUGUGAUGAAAGUUUUCGUCAUCACAAACCCGCGAAACGACACGUUUCGCAUUUUCUACAACCAAGCGGUUCCAUAUAAAAAACACCACUUGGAAAUGGUCAACUGGUGGCAACACGGGGUUGGCCUCUUCAACCACCCGACACUUCCCGCCAAAUACAAUAACGUAUUCAAAGACUUUAAAGAAAACGUUUUUAAAAUACCAGUGAUUCAUAAACCACCCUGGCACUUCGUCCAGUACGGUAACGACUCGAUUAAAGUAACAGGAGGGCGCGACGACCGCAUUUUAUCGCUCUUGUCCAAAAAGCUCAACUUUCGGUACGACUACUUCGACCCCCCGGAGCGCAUCCAAGGCUCGUCGGCGUCGGAAAACGGCACUUUCAAGGGGGUUUUGGGCCUGAUUUGGAAACGACAGGCAGAAUUUUUCAUCGGCGAUGUGGCCCUAAGCCACGAACGCGCCAAUUACGUCGAAUUCUCCUUCAUCACUUUAGCCGACAGUGGCGCUUUUAUCACCCAUGCCCCCAGUAAACUGAACGAGGCUUUGGCCCUUCUUAGGCCGUUCCAGUGGCAGGUUUGGCCCGCCAUUGGGGUGACUUUUGUGGUCGUGGGGCCGGUACUUUACGCGAUUAUCGCACUGCCUAAUGCUUGGAGGCCCAGGUUUCGGGUCAGGUCACAUGCCCGACUUUUCUUCGACUGUACUUGGUUCACUACCACUGUUCUCUUGAAGCAAACGGGGAAAGAGCCCAGUUCGAGUCAUAAAGCCAGGUUUUUCAUUAUUAUUCUCUCGAUUUCGUCCACGUAUGUGAUUAACGACAUGUAUUCGGCUAACUUGACUUCGCUCCUUGCCAAACCUGGACGAGAGAAGGCAAUUAAUAAUUUGAAUCAGCUGGAGAAAGCAAUGGCCACUCGAGGCUAUGAUUUAUACGUUGAGAGGCACAGCUCGUCCUAUAGUUUAUUUGAGAACGGGACUGGGAUUUACAGCCGAUUGUGGCAAAUGAUGAAUCGGCGCCAAACACACUUUCUUCUCGAAUCGGUCGAAGAAGGGGUCCAACUUGUCCGAGACAGUACCAACAAGGCUGUUAUAGCAGGCCGUGAGACCCUCUUCUUCGACAUACAAAGAUUUGGUGCCAGCAAUUUCCAUCUGAGUGAGAAACUAAACACUGCAUAUUCAGCAAUUGCCCUACAGCUCGGUUGUCCUUACAUCGAAGAAAUAAAUAAAAUCCUUAUGGCCAUUUUCGAGGCCGGCAUUAUAACAAAAAUGACCGAAAAUGAGUACGAACAAUUGGGCAAAAAGAAACAAACAACUUCCGAAACAGAAAAAGAGUUAAUACCCGGAGUGAAGAAAGAAAAUCGCAGAGUGGCCAAAGUCAGUGAAGAUAACGAGAAACUCCAACCCAUCAGCAUUAAAAUGCUGCAAGGGACUUUCUAUUUAUUGUGCAUCGGAAAUAUAUUUUCAGGUUUUAUUCUACUUGCAGAAAUUCUGGUUUACAAGCAUCGGAAAACGUACAAACACAAAAAACGGAGACAUAGGUUCGUUUAUUUGAGGAAAAUUAGACACAGUGUUGCCUCGAAAUUUGGAGCAGUUGUCGAUGCUGUGAGGAGGGUUUACAGAAGAGCAAUGCACGAUGCGUUUGUCGCCACAUUGGAGUAUUUGGAAUAAUUUUUAGAUAUGUAGUUUAUCACAAAAACAAACAAACAAAAACAGGAAAACGCUGUAGCUUAUAGCUAGUAAAUAAUACAAAUAAAUUGGAAAAACUGUA